AUGGCUCCCCACCCGCUCCUCCCUCCUCUGCCGACCCCUCAGGCCUCGUCGUCGGGAUCGACAACCACCGCCUACAAGCCCUCAGCAUUCUUCAUCCACGCUCCCAAUGAGCCCGUCUUCCAGUCACACCCUGCCCUCUCCACUGCCGCCAAGGUGACCGUGAUCAGCGCAGGAGUCGGUUUGCUUGUCAGUUCCGUGCAGAACGCGUUGGACAAGCACGAUAGGGGAGCGAUGGGUAUCUUUACCAGGACAGGAGGGACUAUCAGCUUUUUCGCUGGGAUGGGAUUCACCUACGCUUUUAGUCAAGCCGUGGCUGCCAACGUGCGAGAGACUGAUGAUGCCCUGAACUCUGCUGCGGGAGGAUGUGCCGCUGGUUUCUUUGCCGGAGCUCGAGCGGGAUCCUUCCCCAUCGGUGUCGCUUCAUGUGUCGCCAUCGGUACCCUUCUGGGAACAUUCGACGCCGCCGGAAAGUCCUUGACCGGUACGGACCGUCUUUCUAUUCCCCGACCUGAGCGGGAACAACGUCGGUUGGAGUUCUUCAAGAAGCCCAAGAAGAUCAUGGGAGAGGGGGAUGCCGAGGUCGUCAUCUAA
Messenger RNA from Filobasidium floriforme, 591 nucleotides. RefSeq lists its product as uncharacterized. The transcript has 5 exons. The record is from RefSeq and is a predicted model, not a curated record. Gene Ontology annotation, biological process: mitochondrial respiratory chain complex I assembly. The coding region runs from base 1 to 591 and encodes 196 amino acids. Lineage: Eukaryota; Fungi; Basidiomycota; Tremellomycetes; Filobasidiales; Filobasidiaceae.